AUGUGGAUUAUGAUGAUGAGAGAAAAGCGUGAUCGUCGCCAUUUCAAGCGAAUGCGAUUCCCACCCUUUGAUGAUGAAGAGCCACCGCUUCAUUAUGCUGAUUAUAUCCUCAAUGUAGAACCUCUAGAACCUAUCCAGAUGAAUUUAAAUGCUGAAGAAGAUGCUACAGUAAUGGAGUGGUUCUAUGACCACAAGCCAUUGGCAUCCACUAGAUCUGUGAACGGGCCGACCUACAGACGAUGGGCGUUCAGUAUCCCGAUUAUGGCGACCUUUUAUCGUUUGGCAAAUCAGCUUCUCAUCAAAGCUCUGAAUGUAGCAUUUCCUGGAGGACGAAAGUUCGAGCCUAUUAUCAAGGAUAUUAAUCUUGACGAGGACUGGAAUGAGUUCAGUGACAUUAACGAAGUCAUAAUUCGAGCCCCUAUUCGAACUGAAUACCGUAUUAUAUUCCCAUACUAUCAUAACCCGUCCGUAGUGUUUAGCAAGACCGAGCAUCCCGAUCUGCCAGCAUCCUACGUCUAUCCGCUGUUCAAUGCGUUCGCGAUAAGUGAACUUGAAAAGACCGUGGAAAAUCUCCGCGAUAAUGAGAAAAUGGAAGAAUUUGAACUUCCGGAAAACAUUGCGGGAAUAUUCGAGGGGGUCACAUUGUACACUGACAAUACCGAACCACGAUGUUUCUUUGGUAAAGAGUUCGUACAGAGAGCAUUGCCCAGCUGGUAUGCCUGUGAAGCGAAACCACAAAGGAGGAGUUAUGAGGAACCGUAUCUGUUCCGCUCAUUCAAAUCGACCAAGUCCUUUCAAACUACUAUCCUUGACUGGAUGGAAGCCGGUUUGCACAUGCUUCGCCUAGAUUACAACAUGUUGAACCUGUUGAUCCAUCGUGAGAACCUGUACUACCUCCAUCUGGAUUACAACUUCAAGCCCGUGAAAACCCUUACAACCAAAAAGCGUAAGAGAUCUCGUUUUGGUAACGCGUUGCAUUUGCGUCGUGAGAUCUUGAGACGCACCGAGUUGGUUGUCGACGCACAUGUGCAGUACAGGCUCAACAACGUUGAUGCUUAUCAGCUAGCAGAUGGUCUGCAGUACAUUUUUGCUCAUGUUGUACCGUUACAAGUAUAA
Messenger RNA from Cylicocyclus nassatus, 1116 nucleotides. The record is from the annotation of a GenBank genome assembly. NCBI's taxonomy places the organism in Eukaryota, Metazoa, Nematoda, Chromadorea, Rhabditida, Strongylidae.